GGCAAACUCACGUCCAUUGAUUAUUCUUUUUACAUUUGAAUGAAAUCAGUUAUCCUGUAGAACCGAAUAGAAUUAAAACAUUUUGGUCAGAUUUGACCCUUAAUCUUCUCCUUCAGCUGCUCGUCAGACGAAAGCCGUCACUCCUUUAACUGCAGCAAGUACUGAGCUCUUUUCUGAUUCGCCUUCGCCCAAUUGACGUCAUCGCUACAGUCACAAGACCGCGGCCAUGUUUUGUUGAGGUGGAAACAGGAAAAGUAAAAUACUGGAGGCAGAGAAACAACCUACUGCCAGCUUGAUCCGGAAUUCGAAAAGUCUCCCGUUUGUGUUGUUUUUAAGCGGAGUUUUAAGCGUUUUUGAAGAUUAUGUUGUAGCGUGUUGGAAAACUUUGCAUAGUCGGUUUGUAUUCGAACCUAAAAUUUACAUGGCUGUAGAAUUUUUUUUAAAAAGAAAACGAUUUAUUUGGAAGAAUAGCGGAGAGUAAUUUUAUUCCUGAAGGAAAAAGAAAUAUUAAUAAAAAGGGUAGGCUGUUGAGAAAGAUUGCUCAAACUAAUUGGGUCCAACUGUAAUAAUGUAAAUCAAAAUUAAGUUUAUCAUUAUCAUAUGUUCGAAUGGUGUUUUACAUCAAGCAAUGCACAACGUUGUUAUACCUCAUAUUCCAGAUUUCGAGCAAAGCAUCUGUCGCUUUAAUGUUUUUGAAAAUCGUAAACUAAAGAAAAAAAAUUGCUUGAUUUUUUAAAAAAUCUGAUUUAAUCAGUUUUUAUCUUGAAUUGAUUACGUCUUUCCGAAUUUUAGUUUGAUUUGCUUCUUAGCGAGUUCUACCAUCUAUGCUAGAAACUAUUAUCACCAGUGGCUUAACUGAUUAGCUUUAUACAAAGUGAAUAAUUGUAUUUUAUAACGAAUCAUUGUGCUUACAGUGCACAUGUUGACAAAUAUUUUAUGAUAGAUACUUAAUUUUUAUGUUUCUACUUGUAGAAGCUUAACAUACGCACAACAAAAGUUCUAGAAAAAUAGGUCUGAUGAAGUAUUUUUUGAAUUGAAAAAUUCACUUACCCUAAGUGCUAACUAAAAAGGAAAAGUUCUUCAUUUGAAGUUAUUUCUAGUCCAAUUGUUAUUUUUAAUUCUGAUUCAGAAUUAAUUUUGAAAGAGCCCAAAGUGCUAAUCAUAAAAGGAAGAUAUUUUGUAGAAUUUUGCAGGAAGUUUAAGAUAGAAGAUUCCCGAUAACUUUUAUUUUUAAGGACUAUUGAAAAUAACUAGUUCGAAAAGAAAAGUAUUUUUAUCUUUUGCAAAAUCUAUAUUCAUUCCAAGUAGAUAACGAACAUAGUGCACUUAUUUAAUCGAUUGAUUUAUUGUAAUUUGGACGUCGAAAAGCUUUUUCUAAAAAGGAGAUCUCCAGUUGAACAACAGAUGCUCAAAACGACAAAACCGUCCUUUUCGAAGUUCAUAAUUGUCUCAGAAAACCUUGUAACAAAACUAAGAGAAUUAGUUUAUUUUACAAGAAACGACAAAAUUGUGUAAAAUUAGAGAUUUUACUUCAAUUAAAACCUCUUAGCUAAAUUUAUUAAAUUUUUAAAAGUGACACAGCACACGAUAACACUUAGAAUUGCAUCAGUGUGUUGUUUUACCGUUCAGUGUAAUAAGCAAUAGUUUUUUUCUGGAUGAUUUUUUAGUUCUUGGAACUAUUUUAAAAUAGCUGCCUAUUGAUAACUUAAAUGAGAUAGCACUUUAACAGAUAUACUACUCAAUCUGUGUUUUAGUAGACAUUUGUGAACAAUAAAUAAUUGAACUGGAAGAAUAUUUUGAAAGAGAAUUUAUAAUUAGCGCGUUAUUACUUCUGCAUUUUAAUAGCUAUUUUUAGAACAUCUGGAUUGAACACGAAUAGUUUGACAGAUAUUGAACUUGCAAAUUAGAACUUUAGUCAACAUCAAUAUUUGAAAUUCCAUUUGUGGAGCAAAAAAAAGUGUGAUUAGCAAAUACAUUUCCCAGAAUGCCCAUAGCACCUAGAACUAUGAGUAAAAUUCUUCUAGCUAAAACGAUCAAGAAACUAAAUUCCGGCGUAAAAAAACAGGGGUCGGCGGACUCGAAUUAUAGCCAGCCUUCUUCAGAUCUCUCUCUGGAUGAAGAACGAGAGGCGCUACGCAGGGAGACGGAACGGCAAGCACUGGCUCAACUGGAAAAGGCCAGGACGAAGCCGGUGGCUUUUGCUGUUCGGACCAACGUCGCUUAUGACGGUGGUUUAGACGACGAUUCACCAGUUCACGGUUGUGCCAUUUCAUUCGGCAUUAAAGACUAUCUUCACAUAAAAGAGAAAUACAACAACGACUGGUGGAUUGGUCGCCUAGUAAAAGAAGGCUGUGAUGUCGGAUUUAUACCUAGUCCUGUUAAAUUAGAAAAUCUACGUUUACAGCAAACACAAACAAGUAGUAGGAAGUUAUAUACCAGUAAAACUAGUUCCUCUUCAAAUCUCGGAGGUCUAACAAAUGACCUUACUAACACAAAAUCAACAUCUAGAGGUUCAACUCCACCUACUCCAGGUUUCGAUGUGGACCAGAAUGGUGUAGAAACGGGUGCUGGCGACGACAGUGACAGUCUGGGCAAUAGUAAGCUCGGAAAGACUGUGACUACGCCGCCAGCGAAAGAGAAGAAGAAACCCUUCUUCAAAAAAUCUGAGAACAUUCCCCCUUAUGACGUAGUGCCUUCAAUGCGACCCGUAGUCCUAGUGGGACCUUCUCUGAAAGGCUAUGAGGUCACAGAUAUGAUGCAAAAAGCUCUCUUCGAUUAUCUCAAACAUCGCUUUGAGGGACGGAUCAUUAUCACGAGAGUUACGGCUGACAUAUCAUUGGCUAAAAGAUCGCUUUUGAACAAUCCAAGUAAAAGAGCAAUCAUGGAAAGAGCAAACAGUCGGUCAUCAUGUUUAGCUGAAGUGACAGCGGAAAUCGAGAGGAUAUUUGAGCUUGCGCGAACUCUUCAAUUAGUUGUUCUAGACUGCGAUACCAUUAAUCACCCUUCUCAACUACUGAAGACAUCCCUCGCACCCAUAGUUGUUUACGUCAAAAUAUCUUCCCCAAAGGUGUUACAAAGGUUGAUAAAAUCAAGAGGAAAAUCCCAAAGCAGGAAUCUUAAUGUACAAAUGGUUGCCGCAGACAAACUGUCUCAAUGUGUUCCAGAAAUGUUUGAUGUGAUAUUAGAUGAGAACCAAUUAGAAGAAGCCUGUGAACAUCUGGCUGAAUUUCUGGAAGCAUACUGGAAAGCAACGCAUCCCCCUGUAAAAACACCACCCCCUAUUGUUUCAAGACCCAUUCCAUCCCCUUCCCCUAGAUUAGAAGAACCCAGAGGUGGAGCUGGACUUCUGAGACACAAUACAACCCCUCCAGGAAUGAAUUACAGAUCAGAUAACGAAAGGAGACAAAGGCAUCUAGAUGAGCCUCUGUCUCCCAGUAUGGAAGUAGAUCCACAAAGUGAUUAUAGAAUGAUGAGAGAUACAACACUUAGAAGAGAGCUGCCUCCCAUAAGUGGAGACAGGGGUUACGGACCACAAGGAGGGGGCCCAUCUGAGCGGGACAUGCACCCCCUUCCAGACCGCUACCCGCAAACGCACCACUCGCAGCCACACCGAGCACCACCCUCCUCCAUGAUGAUGGACUUCAGUGACCAAGAGUACAGUGAUCGUGCCGCGUGGGAGCGCGGAGUUGUGAGGGAUCGCGAUCGAGAGCGUGAGCGCGACCGUGAGCGUGAACGAGAAAGGUCGCAGCACGAUUACUACAUGGAAGACGUGGAUCCUCAGAUGAAGAUGAGAAUGGAAGGAUCUCCCAUGGAUUACGGAGGGAGGUACGGAGCUUCAGAGAUGAGGGAGAUGCGGGAGAUAACGGACCCGCGGGACAUGCGACAUCAACCGCAUCAUCCUCACGACAGAGAUUAUCCCUCCCCAUAUAGAGGGCAAACUAUGGUGCAUAGAGAUAUUUUGUAAGUUGCCUUCUCACCUUCAUCUGACAUCUAAUCAACAAAUUCCUGCGUAUCGAUUUCGACUUCCUUUUUUUAGGAAGUGAAAGGAUGCCCUGGAGCAGCUGGAGCAACUUUCUUUAUAAAGAUCCCAUCGCUCUUAACAUUUCUGUUGAAAAUUGCCUCUUGGAUAUCAAUAAGCCAACCUUAUCUUUUUUUUCUUCUUGCUCUUCUUCCAUCACGUGACCAGCCCAUCCUGUGUUGUGUUUCAAGUUUCUAUAAUCUUUAUAUUUUGUUCGUAAAAUGUACGAAGAGAAUUGAAAAAAAAAACGAAAACAUUUUCUCUUCUCUUCUAUUGCUGCCUUCACAAAGUCCAUCCCAGCACAUCGUUGGUUUGUUGUAACGUUUGUAAUCAUUUUAAAGAAAAAAAAACUGACCUCAGGAAUGUGAUUGUGACCUCAUCACAUUCAAGAACUAACUAAACCGUCAACGUGGAAUGCUCAAUCGUAGAGACCGCCGUUGGCCCAUUAUUAACUCUAUAAAUAUAUAUAUAUAUAUAAUUGUUGACGCGUGUGUCAAGAAUAUUAAUAUUUGCGUUUUAACCAUUGAAAAAUAAAACUUGUGAAAUCUAUGCAUAAUACGAUUUCAAAUGAUAUGGAAGAGCUUUUCGCUGCAGAUUUUUGACAUCUAUGACUGUUCAUUUUUUAAUUUUUCAAAGAAUUCCUAAAUAAUCACUGGCAUGCUCAUUUUUUAAGUUUGCAUUGAAGUUUAAACAUUUUCGAGUCAGAAGUUCAAUUCAAUAUUCUGCAAUAGCAUACAUUUUCCAGUGGAGUUUCAAAAUAGUUCCUCCACAAUAAUCGGAAUUUCUUACAUUUCUACUUCCCAAGCAGACAAAGAAAAAUCAACUUACAAACCUAGUCAUGUUUAGCAACUUUUUUCCACUCUAUUACAUGUAUGGUGUUACCAAGUUCAUAUGACCCUUUUUUAUGAAAGUAACAAAAACUACUGCGUUAGCUGCGUAUCAUCUGUGAUGUGCUAAAACAGUUGUUUAUCAGCACCAUCGUGCUGAAAGCCUAAAGAACAUUCUAGAUGGAAAAGGUACAAAAUAGAACUUUAAAAAGUAGACGACAGGAGAAUCCCAACCGUAGGACAUUCUUUCAAAGAUGAUGCAAAUAAUAAUUGAUUGCUAGUCAAAGCUGUGUAUUAUUUGUGAUGAAUUUUGAAUACAAAACUGUUCUACUGACAAUAUUAGAUUUUUAUGUUUAAAACCAUUUUUUUUUAAUGUCAUAGUAGUUAUUAUGCUUUUUCCUAGAAAAAACUACGGGAGAGAUUUUUCUGCGUAUUUAUUAUUCUCUUCUGACAAUACCCUCUAUUAUAACAUUAAACCUGUGCAUAAUUUAUAGUUUUUCAUUCUUAAUGUGUUCAGUAUGAUGAAAAAUUAUACCUUUAAGCAAUUUUAUGCCUUUAUAAAGCAAUAUUUUUUAAAGUACACUUUUCCCUCAGGGAAAAAUAUUAUUUGGUAUCACUAAUCUCUCUGAAACCAAAACAGCUUUCUCUUUUAUAACUAAAGCUACUUUUCAACGUCAUAGAUACAGGAUGACAGAGCAAAACGGAAAGUUUUGAAAUAACUUAAUUUGAAGAAAUAAAAAAUAGGAAAAAAAUACUUUAUUGAGGAAAGUUGCAUUGAUGUUUUCAUAAUGUCGCAAACUGUCUAAAUUCGUAAAAACGUACCCCGAACUACAGUUCAUACAUUUGCAUUUCAUGAAAAUCUAGAAAUGUUUGAUGUAGAAGAUUUUUAUUUGUGAAAGUGCGUGUAUAAUUUAGACAGACGAAUAAUUUAGAAAACAAUUAUUUAAGUUGAUUCAUUUAUUAUAAGGAACGCUGAUUUUAAUCUAAACUUGUAAAUAUUUAUGGCAUUUUUAAAUUGACUAUUUGGGGUUGUACUGGGUUAUACAAAGAAAUGAAACAUCAUGGAUCGGCAUAAUUUGCACAAAUAAUGUACAAUUUAUAUUGAAGGAAGUCCGUAUAUACAGAAUGUCAUCUAUGUUUCCAUAACACCAUGUGUUUAUUUACUUCUUUAAGAAAGUAUCAGAAAGAUGAGCUACAUUAAGCUUUUCUGAGCUUCCACAACAGUCUAUUAGAAUAUAAAUGCUGGGUCAGAGAUACUUAUUUUCUGUGUCAUCUUUAAGAAUUUAGACAGUUUUUGAUAGUAAGUUACAUAUAAAUGGCUUGCAGUAUAUGUAUACUUUUAUCAAUUAAAAAAGGUUUUUACUUUUUUUUAUUUCUACAAAUUAUUUUUUUCAAAUUUUCCUUUUCUCCUACGGUAGCCUGUAUUGAGUUAAUAGGAAAAUAAUGAAUAAUAAACUUCGAAAUGAAAGAAUUCGGAUAACAUUUUAAUGGUAAAAUAUAUAUGCACUUACUGAGCCUAUAAAGAUCUUUAAAAUGAUGGAACUAUUUAAGAAAUCAUUUGGUUAUAAGAUACUAUGCAAUAUUUAUUCGUAAGGAGGAUUCGCGAGUUUAUCUAUGCAAUUUACAAAAGAUAAUAAGAAAUAUGCUACACGGUAAAGACUCUUUGUUUUUAAAAUUUGCUCAAAUGCGAAAUUGUGUGAAAUGAACAGUUUCUUAAAGCUUUAAGCGCGAUUGCAUUUUUGAAACUAAACAAAUUAAGUUCAUUUGCAUUUAGCAUUUUUAUAAAGUAAUUUGAAACCUAACGAAAAAAAAUUAGCAAUAUGUGGUACAAUAUGUGAGGCAGAAUGUUGUGGUACUUAAUAGUAAAAGAAUCUCUUUUUUACAUUUAAAAACUUUUGUUGUAAAAUCACAUUCCAGCACUGUCAUAAUUUUUCUGGGCUUGUUUCCUGCUUGUUUUCCAAAUUGGAAAACACGUUGACUUUAAAUAAUUUCAACUUCUGCAAGUACUUAAAUAUUUUACAUCUAUGCAAUUAAGAUACUUAAAAAAAGUUUUAAUGUCUUUAAUUUAUUAUUUUUUAAAUAUUUAAAUGGAUUAAGUGGAUAAAUCUGAUUUAUAAAAAGAAAAAAGUUUUGAUAUGAUUUAUUUAAUAGUUUUUCCUGUCUAUAUAUAGCUCAGUUAUAGUUUUGAAAACUUAAUAAGAUUUCUAAAAUGCUUUCAGUUUAAUAAAGCAUAAAAAACACAUAUUUCCAUCAGCCUCAAAAUUAACUUGGUUUGUUCCUAACAGCAAGUAAUCUAUUUAUAUUUUUAAAAAUAGUAUAACAUAUCUACUUCAUCCACCUGUCUUUACAAUUUUUAAUGGUUUUUUCACUUUGAAAACUGUAAGAAACAAUUAUUUAUAAUUGAGUUUGGAUUUAAAAGAUUCUAUUUGCUAGCAAUAAAAACAAAUAUUUAGUGUGUACAGGGAACCAAAAAGAAGAAAACAUCACCUUGGAUAACUUUUGUUCUAAUCAACAGAUUUUUCCCAGACAUUGCAUGAAAAAGGAGCAUUCUAAAUGUCAUUUAAUCUAGUAAUUAGAUUUUUACUGACUCAAUCUUAUUAAUUAUUUUAUUUAGUAACGGUAGAAGAAUGUUUGAACUGUAAGAUCUUCAAAUUUUUUCACUGUCUUAACGUAUGGAAUUUUAAAUGACCGAAUGAACAAAAUAGAUCGAAUAGUUCUCAAGAAAUCAAAUUUAAAAUAAACGACUACUUUGAAAUUCUUUUUUUGAAGGACUUUGGUCUGAAACUAUUCGAAUGAUUUCUAGCUAAUUUUAUAUUUUGUUAUUUAAAAUGAUAUGUUUCAAAAUUGUGUAGAUCUUGCAAUUCAAAUUUUUUCGAGUAUUGUUAAAUAAACUAAUAAAAAAUACUUAUUGCUCGAAAUUAUUUUUCACAUGAAAAUAUCUUUAUAACGAGGUAAAUGAUUUAAUAUUUGUGUGCGAAAAGUUUUCGAAAGUUACGUAAUACGAUAAAAGUGAAAUUAGCAUUAAGGAUUUAAACUCUCCGUUGCAUUACUGCCUAAACAAUUGGGACCCAAUUUUCUAAAUUGAAGCUACUUCACGUCCCGCAGUGGACUGAUCGUUAAGACACGUUUCCCAACAGAUCACCGAAGUCAAGCAUCACUAGCUGCGGUCAGUGUGCGGGGGGAGUGUGACCACUUGGAUCAGUCCGCUUAGGGACCGAGGGUGUGCGGUAUUGGUCCUCGCUAAACUGUUCUACCUUAAAGUGCUCGACUUCGCGUGCAGGUCGUCGAGCGACCGAAGCAGGGAUGUCAUCCCCUCUACAGAGGUUCAAAAUUGUGCUGUCAUGUCUUCGGAUCACCCUCAAGGAUGUUUCCCAGACCGUCGCCAAUAGCCCAUUGUGCAGCACUAGUGUGCCGUAAAUCAACAACAGCAGCUACUUCACGUGGAUUGAGGGUCACGAACCUAAAUCCAUCGAAAAAAAUUCCGAGGAAGUACGCUUUUGUGUCUGAUUUCGUAUCUCUAAAUAUUGCCUGCUCUAAUUAAUUACCAUAUCUACGAGGUCCUCAAACCAUUAAAAUUGAGUCCAAGUACUUAGCAAUCUGAUUAUUAGAUCAAAAGUGGUUCUAUGUGAUCAUUUGGUUUUUAAAUUUGUUUUUAUGCACAAAGCGAAAAUGUGUACUGUUUCAAUAGUUGACUCAAAUAUAAUUAUUUGGUGCUAAUUGUUGAAGUGACAAUAAGAAAUCAGUUGCAUAAACUUUCGCUGAAUAUUCAGACGCAUCGGCUGAUUUGGUUUAUAGAGUUAUAAAAUAAAAGGAAGUAGCUGCAAUCUGGAAAAUAUGGUUUUAAUUGUUUAGUCAAGAGCAAAGAAACAAGCAAUGCAUAAAGAAAUUUACUCAAAAAAUUCUAUUAGCAUAAAGGUUACCAAAUUUCAGAGAUAUUUCACUAUAUCUGAUAAACUUUUAACAAAAUGAACGCAAAUGUUUUUGCUCACAAUUAUAAAAUUAGUAUAGCGAAAGAAAAUUUGACAUAGAAAAUAACGUUUAACAAUCGUUCAAUAGUUUUUAUUAUUUUAUUCAAUAAGACUAAAAAAAAACUUUAAUUAUAAGGUAUAAAAAAUUUUACGUCAUUUUUAGCUAGGCAUUUUGAAUUGACAUACAAAAUUCGAACUCAAUCGAUCGUAUAAAAUCUGAGUCAUAAAAUUGAAAAGAAUAAUAUUUUUAAACUUUAUUUCUGGUAUUAGGUAAUCAGCCUAUUUGAAAAGUCAACCAUGAAAAUUGGUAUUUAGAAACUGAUAAUCCCAUCAUUUAGAACAAAAGUUAUUCAGGCUAUCUUUUUUUAAAUUAUACAAUGAUAAUUUUGUUCCAAAUGUACUGUAAAAAUGAAAAUGAUCGGUGUUAAAAAAGUUUUAUGAUAUUUUAUUUUUAGAAGGCCUUACUUCGUUUUUUUUUUCUUAACGCAUUUCUUUCGUGAGGCAAACAACUAUCGACGUCAACAGAUUUUUUAACCGAACGACGUUCACAGUUAAAACGUAAAUAAAGUGCAAAGCAGUGAGGUAAAGUACAUCAUCAUAGUUUAAAGUACAUAAAAAGGGAAACUUUUGGCACCUAAACUCUUUUGAAUUACUGUUAAAUCUGUACUAAUAACUCUUAAAGUGUUCUUACAUCAGUUUUUAUUUUUAAAUAUAAACCUUAUGUAAUAAUAAAUAUUGAAAAUUCGAUAUACAAUUAAUAUAAUAUUGAAAAAUCCAUAUGCAACCUUUUUCAAAAUGUUCAUCAAAAACAAUUUAACUCAUUCUAGUAUUUUCAGGCUUUAAAGUGCUCUUUGAAUUUAUAUAUCAAAUAGCCACAUUUUUUAAAUACACAGCUGGAAACUUGAAAUUUCCCCCCAAAUUAGCCUAGCUGAACUUCCCUUAUAAUUCAGAUGUAACAAUUAGCCUCUUUCUAUCUUAUAUAAACUUUUACUGAUUUUGGAAUAAAAUAAAUUUUCUCUCACAUUGACCAAUUGUAUUUGCUAGAGUAACGAAAAGUAUUGUCUGAUUAUUAGAGAUUUAGAAAUCUGCACUUGAAAGUAUUUAUUGCCUUAUGUGUUGCCAUAAUUUUAUUAUUCAAGUUCUUUUUUUCAGCUGCUCAAAAGAGUAUUCAUGGCCUUACGCAAUGCUCUUUAAGUCCCGACAGUUUUAGACUGGCAUUUUCUAAAGAUAAGAUUUUAUUCAACUCAGUAUUAUAUAAUUUGUAUUAUUUAAUAAAUAAUCCUAAGAUACUGACAUGGUGAGAUAUUACCAGAUUAAAAACAUCAUUCGUUUGAAAAAUGUAUAAAUAGGAAAUAACAGUCGACAUGCUUUAAGCGCUCAGAAACAGGCGUCCGUUUUCAAGAUUUGCCAGACGUGAAUGAAAAGUUAUUUGAAAUAUAAAACAUAAAGUUGUCAACAAAAAAUGGAAUGAGAGAAACCGAAACUAGAAAAACCACUGUAACUAAGAGAGAAAAAAAAUGAAGAUUCUUUUUUUUUUCUUCCUUCUUCUCUUGGCUACUGUAGUUUUUCUAGUUUUUGUUUAUCGCCAAUAAUUUUCAUUGGCCUCUUAUGUUUCAUAUAUCAAAUUACUUUUGUUUCUUAUCAUUCAUGCCUGGCAAGUCUUGAAAAUGGGUACCUGUUUUUGAGGGUUUGAAGCAUGUCGACUGUUAUUUCCUAUUUAUAUAUUUUGAAUUUAUAUAUUUUUAUUUGUUAUUCAUUUGGUAAUUCGUCAAUUUGUUGUUCAUUUGUUUAUUAUUUUUUUAAAGAAAAGUGUUUUCUGAAAGUUAGAAAAUGUAAUAUGAUUGUUUUCGAGCACCUCACAAUCGUUUUUUCUUGAGUAAAAUUCAAAGUUUGCAUAUUUUUACCGAAUAUUUUAGGAAUAAUGAAUAACAGCUUUAAAAUAGAAAUUACUUUAAACUAUUGUAUUUUAAAGAUAAUAACACUGUUAUAUCUAGCAUUUGAGAACUGUUAAAAGAUUAAAGAAAAUAUUAGUUUUUAAAAAUUUAACACGAACUUUUAGUCAGAGCAUUUAUGUUCGUUUUUCAUCGUGUCGUUAUAUUUCUAUAAAGGUGAAAACAAUUUUACAGCCGAAUUCCGUUAAUAUUUGUUUAUUAAAAUGUAUAUAUUUUUCAAAAGUUACGUUCCUGUUCAAUCCUAUAAUGGAAAGUAAAUAAUAAUGAGAUCGCAGCAAAAGGGAUUAUAAUUUAAUGCAUUUUUAUAGUCUGAAAUAAAUUAAUCUUAGAAAUCAUUAUACCUUUUGAGCAGUUCUAAAAUUUUUGUUGUGAUAUAGAAAUAAGUCAAAAUGUAUUUUUCUUACUUCCAUUAAAAUGUAAAAAAUUUAGGUGUAUAAUUAUGCAAAAGACUAUGCAAUUCUAAAAAUACUUAUUAAGUUUUGUAUUUGCAAAAGUUCAAAGGGAUAGUUCAAAAUCGGAAUAUUUUUCCAAGCCCUUGCACAGGCUUUCAUACUUGUACUAUUUUUUAAAAAAACAAACAUAUUCCGUGAUAUUGAUGCUGCAAUAGAUGUAAUACCAAUUAAUGUUAUUGCACUCGUUUUAAACGUUUGUUCCUGUUUUACGAUUAUUUUUGUGGCUUGACUGCAUAAUAUAUAUUAUAUAUUAAAUUUCUGAAAUUUUA
Parasteatoda tepidariorum (common house spider) is the source of this 11486-nucleotide messenger RNA. RefSeq names its product Calcium channel protein beta subunit (gene Ca-beta). Gene Ontology annotation, biological process: calcium ion transmembrane transport. Gene Ontology annotation, cellular component: voltage-gated calcium channel complex. NCBI's taxonomy places the organism in Eukaryota, Metazoa, Arthropoda, Arachnida, Araneae, Theridiidae. The record is from RefSeq and is a predicted model, not a curated record. Gene Ontology annotation, molecular function: protein binding; voltage-gated calcium channel activity.